This is a messenger RNA of Ostrinia nubilalis (European corn borer), 1593 nucleotides long. Its product is annotated as myb-like protein V. The transcript is spliced from 3 exons. The record is from RefSeq and is a predicted model, not a curated record. The coding region runs from base 88 to 1593 and encodes 501 amino acids. NCBI's taxonomy places the organism in Eukaryota, Metazoa, Arthropoda, Insecta, Lepidoptera, Crambidae.
CCAUUUAUUUUCGUGCAGUCCCAAUUUAACCGUCGACAGACACAGUCAUGGCACCGGCUCGCGACUGAGCGGUGAAACGCGGCGGCCAUGUUCAAUUUCUUCAAGAGAAAAGGCGGGAAGGCCGAGGUCGGCGCGCCCGAACAUUCCCGAACGCCGCCGACGUCUCCCGAGCAAGACGCGCGCGCUUCCCGAACCGACAGUGAUGUAACGAACGACAAAACCGCAGCACGGAAAGAUGUAGUCAACCUGUUGAUACCUGAAGUGGACUAUGCCCAGAAAACCAGAGUCAGCGCUCUCCUCCAAAUGAUGGCCGGAAAGAAAAGGAAGAACAAAAAGAAGCGAGCUGAAUCCUGCCGCGUUUCGCCGCCGAAAGAGAUGCAAACAAAUCUGCAACGGAGCAAGUCAGCCGCGAGUGACGUGGCGGAUACCAAAAAUAUAGUCGGGGAAGUUUGCGAGUCGGACGCGCACGGCGAUCCAGCUGAGUUCGUCAAAGCUUUGGUCCUGCAAAAAUACACCAAGCCCGUCGACAAACACGUGUCGCUUGUCUACGUCUCUGAUUCUGUUUUGGACGAGAAACGCCAUGCUGAAGCAUUGCUGCGCGAGAUUGCGAAGAGCAUAGACUGCACUAUCGAUGAGAUUAAUGAUAACAAGACACAGAUGGGGGCCAAUGACAGUAAGAUCGGCAGAAACGAGCCGGUGUACGAAACUGUUGAGGAAAACAAAAGAACUGACAUUGAUUCUUAUAAAAGUGACCUGAAAGGUGAAUUGGAGAAACUGCUGCAUACUGAAGAAACGAAUUCCAAGGAAGAGUCUCCAGGGCAGAUUAAAAAAUCAAAUUUAAAGCCUCCAAAGUCGGAUACAGAAGGCUGUUCGGAUGAUGACCGCUCGGACUGCGGGAAAAAGAAAGUAACCUUCAGAAAACACAUAGUCUUUGACGAUGGCGAUCAACAGACGGACGACGAAGUGGACUCUACAUUCGAAUCUCUCACCUCUGAAGAAGAAGAGGAAGAAUAUUUGGAAGACUCCUUGCCUGACAACGACGAAGUUAACUACGUGUCCCGAAACGAGAAUAGAACUGUAAUUGAAGUGACUGAGCCGAAAAAUGAUAGUGAGGACGUUCUAAAAAGGAUUUCUAGUGACAACAGUGACAGUGGUUUUAUAGAUGGUGAGAAAAAUGAGUCUGGUGAUGACACUACGUGUGGUAAAAGUGCGGAAGUGGAAGAGAGUGAACAGAGUGAGAGUGAGGUGACCGAGAGUGAAACAGAGGAGGAGGUGAUUGAGGAAAUCGAAGAAAUUGAGGAGAUUGAAGAAAUUGAAGAAGAGGAGAGCUUUGAAGAGAGCGUGGAGAGUGAGCCAAAGCAUUUAGAUAAUAAGAAAACCCUGGUCAGCCAGGAGUCAAAAUUCCAGAACCAAGUCACCGCCCUCACAGAAUUAGCAGAUUCAAGAUGCGGGGAGGCGGAGAGAGCGAGAGAGCUGAUAGCGGAAUACAGGAAGGAGAUAGAGAUAAAAGAUCGGGAGAUAGAACGUAUUACGAAACAUCAAGAAAAAUAUAGCACAGUUUCUUUAACUUUCACUGAAACUGAUUGGUAUUAA